Messenger RNA from Closterium sp. NIES-67, 1553 nucleotides. NCBI's taxonomy places the organism in Eukaryota, Viridiplantae, Streptophyta, Zygnematophyceae, Desmidiales, Closteriaceae. The record is from the annotation of a GenBank genome assembly.
GACUUUUCUGUCCAGAAUUUCGGAUUUAUAUUUUGAGUAAUUCUAGCUCCUAAGUUCACCUAGACUCCGUCCUUAAUUCUAACAAGUGGUAUCAGAGCUGUAUUAAGGACGUUGAGAGGAGUCUACAGAAGUGUGAAGACCCUUCUAGACCCACCAUGGCCUGUGGGUGUGCCUAAGUGGUGUUCUAAAGGUUGGAUGUGUCUUCCGCUAAGGGAAACUCUGCCGAAAUUUCGUGGACGCCGACACUUGUGAAAAUAUCGAGGGAGCUGAGUGUGCACAAGGUGAAGGUGCACAAGGUAACGCCUAUCCUGGGAUGUAUCUCAUGGUUGAGGAUGUGCAUGGGCAUGAGGGUGAUGUGGGAUCUGUCGGAAAGGUUGUGAUGCACCCUCUCAUGCACUGGGUGAUUGAUUCGGGUUGCACCAGUCACAUGACUCCACGGGCAGAUUUGCUUGAUGAGGUAAAACCCCCUGGGAAGAUCAAGUAUGUGGCAGCAGCGUCAGGUGCUUUGCUCCCUGUCAUUGGUGUUGGGAAUGCCAAGGUUAAGGGAGCAAAUGGGGAGCUUGUGGGGCUUGGGAAUGUUCUGCUGGUUGAAGGCUUGUCUGCUAACCUUCUCUCUGUGCGACGACUGCAGAAGAGCAAGGCCGAAGUGACAUUUGGACCAACCAGCUGCCGUGCUAAGCUUGGGAAGAAGGUGCUGUGGAGUUUGGAAGAGGAGACCAGCUGCAUCAAGGACCUGUGGCAGCUGCCCAUCAUCCCAUGGAAUGGGAAGACUCCAACAGCAGCAACGGCAGCAGCGGCAAAGGCAACAGCAGGAGGAGAUGCAACUGCACCAACUGAUGGGGUCCUGGAAGCAGUCAAGAAAGUGCAGCAGCAGCAGACACAUGAUGAGUUGCAGCAGCCUUCAAGACAGGUGGAGGUUGCAGUGUCAGAGGAGGAGAUGUCUGGGGUGACUGAGGAAGGGGGAGCAGCUGAGGUGGAGCAGCAGCAGCAGCAUGAAUCUCCACCUCGAGUUCCACACCCGCCUGAGCGUCCUAGGAGGGAUGUGCGCCCUCCUGUGAGGCUGACCUAUGGGGGAAGAGGCAAGCCGAAUGUGGUGCAGGCUGGGAGUGUGGUUGAGCAGAUUGAGGAAGAUGAGAUCGCUCACUGCUACUGGGCACCAAUCCCUGAGCCCAAGACUCGAGAGGAGGCCUUGAAUGGACCAAAUGGGGAGAACCUGUUCCUGCUGCAGGAGAAGGAUGAAAUCCUCAUGCUCUUGGUGUACGUGGAUGAUAUCCUUCUCUUUUCUGCAUCAACUGCUUUGCUGGACAGUGCAGAGCAGAUGCUGGAGAUGCAGUUCAAGUGUUCCAAGAUGGGUGAGGUGAAGUACUACUUGGGGAUGCCUGUGGAGAGAGAUGUGGAGAAGGGUGUGCUGAGGUUGCACCAGAGGAAGUACUGUGAGGGGCUGGCUGAGAAGUAUGGGCUGCAAGAUGGGGGAAAGCCAGCAACACCACUACCUUCAGGGUUUACUGUGGAGCCAUAUUCUUGAACUUUGAUUGAACUCUUGAGAUUGAGUU